AUGAGCGGCCACGCCUCGCAGAUUUGUUUUCGCGCCUGGGUCAGGCGCGCGGGGCAUCCCCCGGGUCGCUCGACCAGCGAUCCGAAGAGUGGCCGCUAUGCGAAGGAAAGAGCCAAACGUGGCGUGGCGGGCUUUGCGCAGACGGAGGAGCAACUGCGGCAGGCGGAGCAGCUCAAGGCGGAGGUUGACAGCGCCAAGGGCAAGACGCUCGAGGAGAUCUCGCAGGUGGUUGAGGAGAUCAACAGGCAGAUCAAGGACAACAAGACGCGCCUCGCGCCGCAGAUCAAGUCGUUGCGCACGCUGCGCGCACAGCACGGCGAGAUCGAGGCGGAGUAUCUCGAGAAGAAGGGCGUGUACGACAACAUCAAGGCGAGCGAGCUCACCAAGCUGCAGGCGGGCUUCGGGCGGGGAGGAGGGAUGAGGGAGCGUCCCCUCACCAAAUCAUCUGCGAUGGAGCGAGUGAAGCUGCAGCGGAUAGCGGACGAGAAGGAGGGGCGCGCCCUCCGGCGCGCGAUGCCCGACGGCGCCGUCGUCACGACGUACCGCGAGCUGUACGAGCGGCGGAUCAAGGAGCAGGAGGCACAGCAGCGGGAGCUGCGCGAGCGGCAAAAGGCGCUCAAGGAAAACCACGUACCCAACAAGGAGCAGAUGCAGCUCUUCCGGGACCUGAACAAGCUGCUGCGCUGCAAGGUGGACCUGCAAAAGGCGGCGCGCGCCGAGGCGGCCGACAUGGCGGCGGCGGAGCAGCAGGAGUCGAACGUGCUGUCGUUGGGCAAUGACUGA
Messenger RNA from Emiliania huxleyi CCMP1516, 783 nucleotides. RefSeq lists its product as hypothetical. Gene Ontology annotation, molecular function: tubulin binding. Bases 1 to 783 code for a protein of 260 amino acids. Lineage: Eukaryota; Haptophyta; Isochrysidales; Noelaerhabdaceae. The transcript has 6 exons. Gene Ontology annotation, biological process: intraciliary transport; cilium assembly. The record is from RefSeq and is a predicted model, not a curated record. Gene Ontology annotation, cellular component: intraciliary transport particle B; centrosome; cilium.